UGACAGUAUGCUGUUUGAGCCUGACGCUAUCAGAUCAGUCAUAAGAAAUUGUUGUUACUUUACAUGUUUGUCCACCGCUUUCGUAUUUUUAUAAGCUGAUAGUGAGCAAACCAUGCACCCUGAUCUUCCAAAUGGCUAGUUUAAACGUUGCAGAAUGGACCCCGGAUCAAGUGGCAGACUGGCUUUCAGGGCUGGGGCCCACGGUGUCCCGCUAUAUUCCCGAGCUCCGGCGCCGACAGCUAGACGGCGCCAAGCUGCUAACCCUGAGGUGCGAUGACCUGGAAUACCUGGGGAUGCACAUCAUCGGCCAUCAAGAGUUGUUACUAGAAGCCGUCGAACACUUACGCAACUUUCAAUACGAGUGCCGGCGCGAGUGCGUGCAACAGCUGGCCGUGCGCGUGUCGGCGCGGGCCGCGUCGCUGGCGCGCUCGCUGCGGCCGCAGCCCGACGCGCGGCUCGACACGCCGGCGCUGGCCGACGUCGCUUCCUUUGUGCGCGCGGUGAAGCCGCUGGUGUGCUGGCUGGAGCGGCGCGGCGCGGGCGGGCUGGCGGAGCGGCGCGCGGCGCUGCUGCGGCUGGCGCUGGAGGCCGCCACCAGCGCGCAGCGCGACCGCUUCGCCGAGCUGCCCGCGCGCGCCGUGGCCGCCUCCGCCGCCGCCGCCGCGCUCAGCGCCGACUACAUCAUACAGGACGUAUGCGACCCGAUGAUCCUUCAGCCCGCGACCAUCGAGUCUGUGACCCUCCGCCAGGGGGAGAAACCGCUGGGCUUCGACGUGGUCCCGUCCUUCUGCGGACACCACCAGAUAGCGGACAUCCGGUUCGGCUCCCCCGCCCACGCUUCCGGUGCCGUGCACGAGACUGACGAGAUCGUACAGGUGGGCGGGUCGUGCGUGGUGGGGUGGGCGGGCGCGGCCGUGCUGGCGGCGUGCGCGGCGGCGGCGCGGGCGCGGGGCGAGCUGCCGCUGCGGGUGCGGCGGAGGGCGCCCCCCGCGCCCGCCGCGCUGGCUACGCCCCGGCUGCAUCGCCUGCGCGCGCCCGCUUUACACAGAUACUCCCCGCCGGUGCCGCCCGCGGCCGCGCCGAGCGCCGCGUCGCCCGCGUCGUCGGACAGCGAGCUGUCGCCGCCCGCCUCGCCCACCAUGCAGCUCUCCAUCACCAGGCUGUACCCGCCGCCGCCGCGCGCGCCGCCGCCGCGCCGCCACAGCACGAGCGGCGCCAGCCCGCGCGCCGCGCGCCGCCGCCGCGCGCUGCACCAGUUCUGGCAACAGCUGCGUGAAGACCGCUGGCAGCGCGGCGGCAGCACGGCACACAGUCCCGACGAAGACCACGCCUUCUACAGGAGAGAUAAGGCGGUGUCAUGCAGCACUGGAUUGGAGCUAUCCCCGCGCCCGCUGACGUGCCCGGGGCCGGCCCCCGCUCCCCCCGCGGCCGCCGCCCCCGCCCCCGCCCCCGCCCCCGCCCCCGCCCCCGCGGCCCCCGCGUCGCCGGCGGCGCGCGGCAAGCUGGACAAGAGCCACUCCACGCCCGCGUACGACACCUCGCCGCCGUCGCCCGCGCGCCUCGCCGCGCAGCCCAUCCCCGAGGUCAGCACGCCCACAAACAGUCCGACGAUCCUCGUGCACUCCGCGGAGAAGGCCGACCAGAUCUUGGACUUCAAAAAAUCGAGUUCAGCCAUCGGAGAGGCUAUUCUGCAACAGCAGAAAUCCCGCGCGACAGACGACCGCACGCAGUUCCCGUUCGGCGACGGCGCCGACGCCGACAACGCCGACAACGACACCGACACCGACAACGCCGACACCGCCCGCGUGCUGGAGACCGUCAACAUCGCCAUGAUGGAGCACCGCCGCCGCUCGCUGCUGCAGGACGACAAGCCUAACAGGCCGCCUCCCCCUCCCCCGCGGCCCGCCGCCCGCGCGCCCGCGUCCCCCCCGCUGUACCCGCCGCUGCGCGUGCUGCCCCGCGCGCCGCCCGCCGCCGCGCACGCCGACCACUCGCCGCUCAGGAAACACAUCGACGCUAACCAGGUGCGUGUGCCUUGUAGCAGCCCCCCCCAGCCCCCCGCUCCCCCCCGCUGUACCCGCCGCUGCGCGUGCUGCCCCGCGCGCCGCCCGCCGCCGCGCACGCCGACCACUCGCCGCUCAGGAAACACAUCGACGCUAACCAGGUGCGUGUGCCUUGUAGCAGCCCCCCCCAGCCCCCCGCUCCCCCCCGCUCAGCCCCCCCCAGCCCCCCGCUCCCCCCCGCUGUACCCGCCGCUGCGCGUGCUGCCCCGCGCGCCGCCCGCCGCCGCGCACGCCGACCACUCGCCGCUCAGGAAACACAUCGACGCUAACCAGCAGCCCCCCCCAGCCCCCCGCUCCCCCCCGCUGUACCCGCCGCUGCGCGUGCUGCCCCGCGCGCCGCCCGCCGCCGCGCACGCCGACCACUCGCCGCUCAGGAAACACAUCGACGCUAACCAGCAGCCCCCCCCAGCCCCCCGCUCCCCCCCGCUGUACCCGCCGCUGCGCGUGCUGCCCCGCGCGCCGCCCGCCGCCGCGCACGCCGACCACUCGCCGCUCAGGAAACACAUCGACGCUAACCAGCAGCCCCCCCCAGCCCCCCGCUCCCCCCCGCUGUACCCGCCGCUGCGCGUGCUGCCCCGCGCGCCGCCCGCCGCCGCGCACGCCGACCACUCGCCGCUCAGGAAACACAUCGACGCUAACCAGAUUUCGCUCCCCCUCCGUCACCUAACGAAGCACGAGAUCAAACUUCUCCCCUCCGAGCGACGCGAGCUGCCCCCGCUGAACCAGGAGGAGUCCCCCGUGACCCCCGCAACGCCCGCGUCCCCCCGCGACGGGGACGUGGUGUUGUCCCCCGCGCACACCCCCGCCUCCAACAAAAGCAUCUUCCCUACUUCAAAGUCGAGGAGUUUGAAGAAGAAGAGCUCCAUUUUAGCGAAGCGUCGCGGAGUUCCGGCGCGCGCGCUGGCGGCGCGAGCGGCGAGCGGCGGAGUGUGGCAGCGGGUGCGCGCGCACGCCGCGCCGCGCUGGGCGCGCCGGCACCUGCUGCUGGCGCACAACCUGCUGUACGCCUACCGCGCGCCGCAGAGCGAGCGCGCGGACUGCAUGAUCUACCUGGAGGGCUGCACGGUGUCGGCGGCGCGCGAGGUGAAGUCGCGCGAGCACGCCUUCAAGGUGUACCACACGGGCACCGCCUUCUACUUCGCCUGCGACUCCGCCGACGCCAUGCACACCUGGAUCCAGCUCAUCCACCGCGCCACGCUGCUGCCGCCGCUGCACACCGACCAGACAGACAUAUCAAAACAGUUCUCCGAAACCGACUACUCUGAAACGGAAUCCGACCCCGAGUCCUCCGAGCGGCGGAGCGACAAGGACAGGGACAAAGAGAAAGACAAGUCCAAGUUCGGGUCCCUGAAGAAGUUGGCUCACAGGUCGGGCCGGAGCGAGUCCCAGGAGAACGUGCACGCCGCGACCUCUUUGGAUAGGAAGUAUCUGAGGUUCUUCUCCAGGCACAAGAGCAAGGACGAGGCGAAGCCCGCUAAGCCAAAACAGUCAGGCGUGCCCGUGCCCACCGAGCACUACCGCAGCUACCGCCGGCCCGCAGAACGAGCCGAGCGCGCCGAGCACGCCGAGCACGCCGAGCACGCCGAGCACGCCGAGCACUCUGAGCAAGCGCGGCUGCCGGCGCCCAUCAACUACAUCCACGCCUCCAACCCCAACCUGCUGGACUUCGACAAGAGCGACUUCGUCACCAAGCCGGCCAUCACCGUGCCCAAGCAGAAGACGCAUAAGCCGGACAAUCUUAUCGGAUUCGUGACCCUGGAAGAGUUCAUGUUGAAGAAGCAAGAGGAGGAGCGUCAGCAAGUGUACACCAACCGCGUGCUGAUGGGCGUGGAGCGCGACCGCGAGGGCCGCGACAGCCGGCGCGCCGCCAAGGAGCUGCAGCGGCGGCUGGACCGCAUCGUGCCCGACGUCAUCUACGGGGAGCUCCCCGGGGAGCUCCGCGCCCUGGCGCAGCGCCCGCUGCCCGACAUACAGCAAGCGGCGGCGUCCCCGGAGCGAGGGCCGCGCAGACCCAGCGACCCGAAGCCCAUUUCCGUCAGAGGAGCUGAUGGGUACGAGAAGAUAGUGUAUCCGUCAGAGGCCCCUGCCGCGCCCGCCGGCUGGCGGGAGUCGCUGCGACGCCUCGACCGCGUGCACUCGGGGGGCGGCGCGGGGGCUGCGGGGGGCGGCGCGGGGGGAGCGGCGGGGGCUGCGGGGGGAGGGGCGGGCGGAGAGGGGGUCGCGCGGCUCCGGCUCAUGUUCGGGGGGAAGCACGGGGCGCAGCAGCCCCCCCCUCCCCGCCGCGACGCCGCGCCGCGCGCGCAGUACCCGCACCUGCAGUGCCCGCCCACCUUCCAGCCCGAGACCUACUCGCUCGCCCGCCUCGCGCCGCGCGGGCGGCAGCGGCCCGCCUAGCGCGCCGACAAUCAUAAUGUCUCACUUUAUUCAUUAAAAUUACUUUUUAUUUACUACAUAAAUUUUUGUCGUAAUACAUAUGAACCUGCGGUCAACGAAUUUGUAUGAGAAAGUAAAAAGUUUAUUUAACUUUUUGCUAUUUCUUUUCCUGAAAACUAACUCAGUUUUAUCGACUAUGAAAAAUUUCUUAACCAAUAAAAUUUUACCC
Amyelois transitella is the source of this 4665-nucleotide messenger RNA. RefSeq lists its product as uncharacterized. Gene Ontology annotation, molecular function: protein binding. The transcript has 26 exons. The coding region runs from base 132 to 4457 and encodes 1441 amino acids. Lineage: Eukaryota; Metazoa; Arthropoda; Insecta; Lepidoptera; Pyralidae. The record is from RefSeq and is a predicted model, not a curated record.